UGUUCUCCAACCGUCUUUCAUAAAGAAAGGGGGAGACACAACUAGAUUGAACGUCAAGAGGGCAGGUUCCUCUAUCGCUGCUGAUAUAAACAAUGGAUUGAGAAUGGGGUUUGGUUCUCUGUGUGGUGAAGUCAUCUUUCUUAGCCGAGUUUGCUCAAAUCGGAGCAUUUGAAUUUGAAAAGUUUUUUUUUGUCAGCAUCACUGGUUUGGGAUUAUUUUUGUUCAUGUUUUUACAAGAACACUCGCCACACACACACACCAUGAGCAACAUCUAUGAGUCUGCGGCCAACACCCUUGGUCUGUUCAACAGCCCGUGUCUGGCCAAAGUGGAGCUGCGGGUGACCUGCAAGGGCAUCUCAGACCGGGACGCCCUGUCCAAGCCAGACCCCUGCGUCCUCAUCAAAAUGCAGUCCCACGGACAGUGGCUGGAGGUUGACAGGACAGAGGUGAUCCGUAGCUCUAUAAGCCCCACCUUUUCUAAAGUCUUCACCGUGGACUUCUACUUUGAGGAAGUACAGCGGCUACGUUACGAGCUCUAUGACAUCAGCAGCAAUCACAACGGCAUCAAGGAGGCUGACUUUCUGGGGGCCAUGGAGUGCACACUGGGACAGAUUGUGUCCCAGAGGAAGCUCACCAAACCACUGCUCAAACAGGGCAGCACAGUGAGCAAGUCCUUCAUCAUGGUCACCGCCGAGGAGCUGACAGGGAAUGAUGAUUAUGUGGAACUUUCUUUCAGUGCCAGGAAACUUGACGACAAGGACUUUUUUAGCAAAUCAGACCCUUUCCUGGAGAUCUUCAGGAUGAACGAUGACGACACGCUACAGCUUGUGCACAGAACAGAGACUGUUAUGAACAACCUUAACCCGGUGUGGAAAACCUUCAAGACUUCCCUGAAUUCCCUCUGCAGUGGAGACCAUGACCGGCCUCUAAAGUGCACAGUGUGGGACUGGGACUCCAAUGGGAAGCACGACUAUAUUGGUGAAUAUCAGGCCACAUUCAAAGAGAUGAGAGGGGCAAUGGAUGGGAGACAGGUCCAAUGGGAGUGUAUAAACCCCAAGUAUCAGAUCAAGAAGAAGAAUUACAAGAACUCUGGUAUCGUCAUUCUCAAUCAGUGCAAGAUCAUCAAGAUGCACUCCUUCCUGGAUUACAUCAUGGGAGGCUGUCAGAUCCAGUUUACAGUAGCUAUUGAUUUCACCGCCUCUAACGGGGAUCCUCACAACAGCUGCUCCCUACACUACAUCCACCCAUACCAGCCUAACGAGUACCUCAAAGCUCUGGUCGCUGUAGGGGAGAUCUGCCAGGAUUACGACAGUGACAAAAUGUUCCCAGCGUUUGGCUUCGGCGCUCAGAUUCCGCCCGACUUCAAGGUUUCUCACGAUUUUGCAGUGAAUUUUAAUGAGGAAAACCCAGAAUGUGCAGGUAUCCAAGGGGUGGUGGAGGCCUAUCAGACAUGCCUUCCUAAGCUUCAGCUCUACGGCCCCACCAACAUCGCCCCCAUCAUCCAGAAAGUAGCCAGCUCCGCUUCACAGGAAAUGCACACCAAGGAGGCCAUGCAGUACUUCAUUCUGCUCAUCCUAACGGACGGAGUGAUCACAGACAUGGCAGACACCCGCGAGGCCAUCGUCCAAGCCUCCCACUUGCCCAUGUCCAUCAUUAUUGUAGGUGUGGGAAGUGCUGACUUCAGUGACAUGCAGAUGCUGGAUGGAGAUGAUGGAAUCCUUCGCUCGCCCAAGGGGGAGCCCUGCCUACGAGACAUCGUCCAGUUCGUCCCCUUCCGCAACUUCAAACAUGGCUCACCUGCAGAGCUGGCGAAGACUGUCCUAGCAGAAGUGCCCAACCAGGUGGUUGACUACUACAACAACAAGGGCAUCAAGCCCAAAGUGCCCAGUGAGUUUGAGUCUUCCAGGACAUUCGCCCCCUGAGAGGAGGGGCCCAACGCACUCGAUACAACAGAAAGCACCUUACGCUGACUAACUGAAAAGUUUACUGUUUUGCUCUUCGUUUGUUUGUUCUUUUCAUUGUGCAUGCGUGGCCUCCAAGGCUUGCAUCUGUAAAGCAACUGUAUCAUUCAAAGCAUUGGUAUGGUGGGGACACACAAACGAACAACCAAACUGUCAUCCCUACAGAUGAACAACUAUCGAUGAAGGAAUGUAUAGAACACCCCCGUUCCUUUUUUUAUAAGAGUUUGUUGAGAUUUUGCUCAAUUUCUUGAUAUUCAUACGUUGUAAAACAUUUUGGACCACAGUGAAUGAACUAGCUACCUGCGUUUAGAAACGUCUGCGUCCUCAGUAGUCCAUAUUGCAGAUAAGGCAGAUGCAUGAACUGUUGUUUUGCAUGCUGGUAAUAAAGCAGACACUGUUUUCUCAUGGUUCAUGUCGUUUUCUUAGUGAACAAUAGACAGUAUUGUAGGGAUAAAGGACAUUCUACUAUGAAGCAUGUUGACAGCACAAAUUGAGUAUUCUGGAAGUUCACUGGAGAAUAUUAUGGGCACAUAAUUUGCCGUUGUCAUGUUGCAAUGCAGUUUUCUGUGAAAUUAUGAAUUACUUAUAAUAAUAAAAGCUUUAUCAAUA
Molecule: messenger RNA, 2570 nt
Organism: Oncorhynchus nerka (sockeye salmon)
Lineage: Eukaryota; Metazoa; Chordata; Actinopteri; Salmoniformes; Salmonidae
Gene: cpne4a
Product: copine IVa
Exons: 16
Coding region: 225-1922 (565 amino acids)
Biological process (GO): cellular response to calcium ion
Cellular component (GO): plasma membrane
Molecular function (GO): calcium-dependent phospholipid binding
Source: RefSeq, a predicted model, not a curated record